AGUCACUCCUCUGGCAAGGAAGAAGAAAGAGCAACACAGCUGUAUUUCAGGAUAGAAUUACAUAAAGCAUUCCCUACACUGAGGAAAAAAAAAAGAACUGCUUAAGGUCAAAUCUCGUUUUCAUUUCGUCCAAGAAGAAACACAAGAAGGCAAAAGCAUGUCUGCUGGACUGGAGAUCCUUGGACUGGCUCUGGCUGUUAUUGGGUGGCUUGGUGCUAUUAUUUGCUGUGCCCUUCCCAUGUGGAGGGUGACAGCCUUCAUAGGUAACAAUAUUGUGGUAGCCCAGAUCAUCUGGGAGGGUUUGUGGAUGAACUGUGUGGUGCAGAGCACAGGUCAGAUGCAGUGUAAGAUCUAUGACUCCAUGUUGGCACUUCCUCAGGAUCUUCAGGCAGCCCGCGCUCUAACUGUGAUCAGCAUAGUUGUGGCCAUUCUAGCUGUGUUCAUAGCCAUUGUUGGGGCAAAGUGCACCAACUGUGUGGAAGAUGAGGCUACAAAGGCUAAGAUCACCAUCCUAGCAGGUGUCAUGUUCCUCCUGUCUGGAGUGAUGGAAUUAAUCCCUGUCAGCUGGUCUGCAAACACCAUUAUCCGAGAUUUCUACAACCCCCUGGUGACUGAUGCCCAGCGGAGGGAACUUGGGGCAUCACUCUACAUUGGCUGGGCAGCUUCUGCUCUGCUGAUUCUUGGUGGGGCUCUGUUGUGCUGCUCUUGCCCACCUAAAGAUGAGAAAUAUGCUCCAUCUCGUGUUGGAUACUCAGCUGCUCGGUCUACAGCACCAAGUGCCUAUAACAGGAAAGACUAUGUGUAACCUGUCUGGCCCAUCAGAGAAGCUGCUUGUGCACUUCUACCUGAGAACUUCUGCACCUGUGCUACAGAUGCUGCUGUGUGUCUGACACUUGAAGGAAGAGAAACCAUAGGAUUAAACAAGAAGACAAAUCUUAUUCCAAGAAAAAUUACUGUACUGUUUUUUUCACUGACUCAGAAAAAAAAACUGUGGCGGGAAUGAAUUAAAGAAAUGAAUGGUACAAAACUGACCAUUUAACAUGGAGCAUUUGAAAGAAAUGGGCAGUGUUCAUUUAUAUAGCCUUAUAUCUAUAUUUGUUACAAUAUCUGUUAACAAAAUAAGUAAAUAAAACAAGGACACAGCUCUUGCAAGAGUCAAGGAAUUGAACUGCCAAAGGACGGAAUAAGUGACUUGCUUGUGCGAUGGAAGUUAUAUGUGUGUUAAAGACAUAUGAUGGUGAGGAACAUUAUAAAUAACAUUAUUUUAAGGUAGCAGACAUAAGUUUCUACCAAACGUUUGUGUCUGAACCACACCUGUUCCCUUGUGAUCCUAUGUAAAAUGAUACUUUAUGGUAUAAGGCAAUGUAGUUUAAACAAAUAAGCAGAAGGAAAGGUGAACAACAAGUUAUUUUAUGCUGUGAAUAUUACAUUGAUCUGUGCAUAUUUGUUCUUUGUUCAUAGUGAUUACUGAUUUUUUUGUGCAUAUAUGUGUGUGCAUGUCUAUGUCUGCACAAGCGUGCCUAGAUGUUGACAAGAGUCAUAGCUUCUAUGAAACUGAAGACAACAUUUCUCUGUAGUAGGUCUGUUAAGCCCAUCGUAUUUCACCUUUGUCUGUUAGAACUGGUCUAUUUCAACAUUGUGCACUACCUUUCAAUGGACACACGUGGCAGACAUACAGAAAAUGUUGCAGUAAUAUGGUUAAUAUUUCAAUGGUGAUCCAAUGUUCACAGUAAAAUUCUGGAAGCUAAUAAAACAGGGAUAAAAUUCCCGCUUUUUGAGAAAUACAGAAAUUCACUUUUAUUUCAUUUUAUAUUUGCAUGUGUCUCACUCUUUAAGAAACUAUGUGAACUCUUCUUCAGAACAGUGCUAUGAAAAUGUAGUAUCUGUUUCUGUACACGUGUACACAUUUGUGUUAUAGCGUUUGCCAGAAUAAUUAAAACAUUUCUAAGACUGAGUAGUUUAGAUCUCUAACUAGUCCCUGAAGUCAUGCUGUACAAAAUGAAGGUACUACUUAUACAGUGACAGUAAAAAUAUAAGAAGAACGUUACUGUAAAUUACUAUCAGAAUUGUGUAUGAUUCCCAUCUUAGAUGCCAUAGGAAUCAACAAAUGUCAGUACUUUUAAGGAAUGCCAUAUACUUCUUUGUAAAGUAUUUAAUUUUAGUGCUUUUAGAAAUGUUAUAUUAUUCUGAUUCAUAUUACAUUCUGCCUUUAAUAAUGCAUCAGUGUUCUUCCUGAUAAUGUUCAUGUGUGUGUGUGUGUUUAUGCAUUGCAAGAAAUAAGGCACAUAGCAAAAGUAUUUCAAAGUUACCCAUGAAUGACGCAAUAAAGGGAAAAGGAUUAACAACUCAUGAAAAAGAACAACAGUGCACAGGCAUGCUGAAAACCAUUUUAGGCUACCCUGUGAGUCCCAUAUUUUCACAUAGACUACAAUAUGUGUCAUACUGUAGGGGAUGUCAUCCUUUUCAGUGAAAGAAACUCAAUCAAAUACUAUCUGAAUUUUCUUUUCAAUAAACUGUUUGCAUUUCUCUUGCUGCAUAUCCUCUGUAAAGCUGUUUCAUAAGCAUAAUCUCCCCAGAAAUGCACAUACUUUCCAUAUUAAAGAAAACCUUUACAGUGUGCGGUGGAAAGCAGCUAGUGGUUGACGUAUGGUAUUUUGGAAAAUGUGAUAUUUUCUGGUUUAGUUUCCUUGCCUUAGCUGUCUAACUGAUAUAAGGCUGUUUGGUGUACGUCACAUGAUGAUGUUCACAGAUAAUGAACCAGGCUCUCUGACUCACAGCUGUAUUUAUUACACAGAUUAGAACCAAUGCUGUGUAAUGCCUAGCUGCUAGGUACAGAUCAUCAGAUGGAUGACAUAUUAAGCCCAUUACCAUAAGGAAACUUGAGAAACAAAUUUCAAUUUCACGUAGCACUCGAGUGAUCAUGGAAAACACACUUUCUCACUUUCAUUCUUUCUUACUUUCAAGAUGCAUUCAUCCAUAAUUUUUCCCUAAAAUGGCUACUGACUGACUGUUAAAACCCUUAUGAUCUUAUUUAAAAAAGCAACAUAAAAACAUUUCCACAACCUGUAACAACUGCUGCUUGCUACAUGUUAAAAUUUUCCCCAACAUUUUCCAAUUAAUAAAAACAGCAUGUACUCUGUAUUUUUUAUCAUUGUUAACUUAAUCCUGUUUUUUUGUAGCAUGAAGAUUUCUGCAACACUCGCACUAUCACACCUGAGGAUUAAUGUAUAUCAAUGUACUGAAUGUAGACAAAAUGGAUAGUCAAGACGUAACCUCCAUGGUAGGGUUUUUUCUCUGUCAGCUACACUCCGGCUUUAAGUAAUAAAAGACUGGAAGGUGAUGAGCAGUGAGCAUACCAAACUGAUUAUUUCUAUACUUUAGAAGGCAGGUCUGCUAAAUCUCAAGUGUAAAGGUCCGUGUUGUAGCAACCCUGUAAUUAAAAUCCUUUCUGCCCUGUAGUAUCCAUUUCUUAACACUUAUCCUCAUUUGUGCUUUGUGUGAGCCUAAUUUAUACAAAAGAGAUCAAAACAGCAUCAUUUUCAGAUAAGUCAAAUAAUAAAGUUUUAAUUGUUUUAAUUCAUUUUUUUCUGACGGUAACAGGUUUAGUGACUUUAUUCUGUAAUGUACUAGCCAAGCUCUCAUUUAUUUAUGUAUGUAUGUUAUGUGUUUAUAUAUGAUUUUGUAAACCUGGAAAUAAAUACAGCUAACAUAUAUAAAA
Molecule: messenger RNA, 3718 nt
Organism: Protopterus annectens (West African lungfish)
Lineage: Eukaryota; Metazoa; Chordata; Ceratodontiformes; Protopteridae
Product: claudin-3-like
Exons: 1
Coding region: 158-805 (215 amino acids)
Biological process (GO): bicellular tight junction assembly; cell adhesion
Cellular component (GO): plasma membrane; bicellular tight junction
Molecular function (GO): structural molecule activity
Source: RefSeq, a predicted model, not a curated record